GGCGGGCGGGACAGAGACGGAGCCCCUCCCCCGUCUGCCUCGUCUUAUUAUUCUUCCUCCAUUUUGAGUUGAUUUGAUUCAGUCUCCCCCUGGCUGCCAAACGCGGCCGGGCCAUGCCAUCCCUUCUUCUUGGUCUCUGCGCGGAGCUUUCCAAGCAACAAGAAAGCUGUUGCUCCUCCUAAUCUCCUAUCCUGUUGUACUAAGCAAAGCAUAUAUUGACCACGCACGAACAGAGCGACCAAUCCCCCUGUCCCCUCCCUUCCCCUUUUAUUUGCGUGUUCCUUUCCUUCCCUCUCCUCUCCAUCUCAUCUGGGUUUCCGUUUGUCAGCUCAGCCGAGCUCCUUUAGUUUUUUUUUUCACUUAGGGAUUCAAUUGAUUUGAUUUGAUUUUGAUUCAAGGCGGCAGCCAGCAGCAGUAGCAGCUACUUCUUCUCCAUUUGUAACCGCAGCAGGGAUUUCCAGUAUAACACAAUACAAUACAAUGGCCGGCGAAGAUGACGGCAACGCCACCAACGGCCGGCGGCGGCGGCGGAGGUCCGCCGUGCGCCUCAGCAAGCUCUACAGCUAUGCGUGCGGCCGCCGGCCCAGCGUGGCCGACGACCACUCCGUGUCCAGGAUAGGAGGCCCCGGCUUCUCCAGGGUGGUCACGGUCAACGCCGGCGGCGGCGAGCCUUCAGCGGCUGCAGCUGACCUGCUGCAGCAGCAGCAGCAGCAGAUGGCCUCCAGCAACUCCAUCUCCACCACCAAGUACAACCUCUUCACCUUCCUGCCCAAGUCCCUCUUCGAGCAGUUCCGCCGCGUCGCCAACAUCUACUUCCUCCUCUCCGCCGGCAUCGCCUACAGCCCCCUCGCCGCCUACAGCUCCUCCAGCGCCAUUGCGCCGCUUGUCAUCGUCCUCGUCGCCACCAUGAUCAAGGAGGCAAUCGAAGACUGGAGGAGGAACCAGCAGGACACGGAGGUGAACAACAGGAAGACUCAGGUCUUCCAGGUCAACAACAUCGGCGGCGGCGGCGGCUUCCGCGAUGCCAAAUGGAAGGACAUCCGCGUGGGCGACAUCGUCAAGGUCCACAAGGACGAAUUCUUCCCGGCUGACCUCGUCCUGCUCUCCUCUAGCUACGACGACGCCAUCUGCUACGUGGAGACCAUGAACCUGGACGGCGAGACCAACCUGAAGCUGAAGCAGUCCCUGGAGGCCACCUCCGCCUCGCUGCCGCCGGACGACGGCGCCAGCUUCGGGGCCUUCCGGGGCGCCGUCGUGCGGUGCGAGGACCCCAACGCGCACCUCUACACCUUCGUCGGGAACAUCGAGAUGGACGGCCGGCAGCACCCCCUGUCGCCGCAGCAGCUCCUGCUCAGGGACUCCAAGCUCCGCAACACCGACUUCGUGUACGGCGUCGUCGUGUUCACGGGGCAGGACACCAAGGUGAUGCAGAACUCCAUGAAGGUCCCGUCCAAGCGGAGCAACGUGGAGAAGAAGAUGGACCGGGUCAUGUACCUCCUCCUCUUCUCGCUCAUCGUCAUCUCGGUCGUCAGCUCCGUCUUCUUCGGCAUCGCCACCAGAGACCACGGCAGGACCAUGAGGAGAUGGUACCUUAGGCCCGACGACACUGAGAUCUACUACGACCCGAAACGGCCAGCGGUGGCAGCGGUGCUCCACUUCUUCACGGCCAUAAUGCUCUACGGCUACUUCAUCCCCAUCUCCCUGUACAUCUCCAUCGAGAUCGUGAAGCUGCUGCAGGCGCUGUUCAUCAACCACGACAUCCACAUGUACCACGAGGAGACGGACACGCCAGCCCACGCCAGGACGUCCAACCUCAACGAGGAGCUGGGCCAGGUCGACACCAUCCUCACGGACAAAACCGGCACUCUCACCUGCAACUCCAUGGAGUUCAUCAAAUGCUCCAUCGCCGGAACCGCGUAUGGCCGUGGCGUCACGGAGGUCGAGCGAGCAAUGGCGAGGAAGAAAGGCUCCGCCGCCGCCGCUGACAAUACAGACAAGGCCAAAAACAACGGCAUUCAGCAGCAGCAGCAUUUCCUGUCGUCGUCGUCGUCUGAUGAUAAUGAUGAUGGUGACAACAACAGUAAACCAGCAGCCACCAAGGGAUUCAACUUCGUGGACGAGCGUGUCAUGGGCGGCAACUGGGUUCACCAGCCCCGCUCCGACGCCAUCGAGAUGUUCUUCCGGCUGCUGGCGGUCUGCCACACGUGCAUACCCGAGGUCGACCAAGAGUCGGGCAAGAUCUCGUACGAGGCAGAGUCUCCUGACGAGGCUGCCUUCGUCGUCGCGGCACGGGAGCUCGGCUUCACGUUCUACAAACGCACGCAGACAGGCGUUUAUCUGCGCGAGCUAGAUCCCUCGUCCGGGAAACAGGUUGACAGGUCAUAUAGGAUCUUGAAUGUCCUCGAGUUCAACAGUGCGCGGAAGCGGAUGUCAGUGAUAGUUAAGGACGAGGAGGGCAAACUGUUUCUGUUCACCAAAGGAGCUGACAACGUGAUGUUCGAGAGGCUGUCAGGAUCGGGGAGCGCGCACAGAGACGUGACCCAGCAGCACAUAAACGAGUAUGCCGACGCUGGCCUGAGAACGCUGGUGCUCGCGUACCGCGAGCUGAAGGCGGAUGAGUAUGCGCACUUCGACAGGCAGUUCGCGGCGGCUAAGAACUCCGUCAGCGCUGACAGGGACGAAAAGAUCGACGAGGCUGCGGACCUGGUGGAGAGGGACCUUCUCCUCCUCGGCGCUACCGCUGUCGAGGACAAGCUGCAGAACGGGGUGCCUGAGUGCAUCGACAAGCUCGCCCAGGCCGGCAUCAAGAUUUGGGUGCUGACUGGCGACAAGAUGGAGACCGCCAUCAAUAUCGGGUACGCCUGUAGUCUGUUAAGGCAAGGGAUGAAGCAAAUCACCAUCACUCUGGAGACAGCAGACAUCGCUGCGUUGGAGAAAGGCAGCGACAAGGCCGCCUUAACCAAGGCAUCGAAAGAUAGCGUGGCGCGGCAAAUAAACGAGGGGAAGAAGCUCGUGAAUGCGUCUUCUGGCGAGUCCUUCGCGUUGAUCAUUGAUGGGAGGUCGCUUACGUAUGCGCUGGAGGACGACGCAAAGGACAUGUUCCUGGAUCUUGCAGUUGGCUGUGGAUCAGUCAUCUGCUGCCGCUCUUCACCCAAGCAGAAAGCUCUCGUAACCAGGCUUGUCAAAACGGGAACGGGUAAGGUCACAUUGGCGAUCGGCGAUGGCGCCAACGACGUGGGCAUGAUCCAGGAGGCGGAUAUCGGUGUUGGGAUCAGCGGCGCUGAAGGGAUGCAGGCUGUGAUGGCAAGCGAUGUUUCCAUCGCCCAGUUCCGCUUCCUGGAGCGUCUGCUACUCGUCCAUGGGCAUUGGUGCUAUAGCAGGAUCUCAUCGAUGAUCUGCUACUUCUUCUACAAGAACAUCACGUUCGGUGUGACCCUGUUCCUGUACGACGCCUACACGUCCUUCUCGGGCCAGCCUCUGUACAACGACUGGGCAAUGGCGAGCUUCAACGUCUUCUUCACGUCGCUGCCCGUGGUCGCCAUGGGCGUGUUCGACCAAGACGUGUCUGCUAGAUUCUGUCUCAAGUUCCCGAUGCUGUACCAGGAGGGGCCUCAGGACCUUCUGUUCCAGUGGCGAAGGAUCAUCGGGUGGAUGGUGAACGGCGUGGCCAGCGCCGUGAUCAUCUUCUUCCUGUGCACGGCGUCGCUGCAGCACCAGGCGUUCCGCAGCGGCGGGGAGGUGGCGGACAUGGCGACGCUGGGCGCCACCGCGUACACGUGCAUCGUGUGGGCCGUGAACCUGCAGAUGUACAUCACGGUGAGCUACUUCACGCUGGUGCAGCACGUGUGCAUCUGGCUCAGCGUCGGCCUCUGGUACGUGUUCCUCCCGGUGUACGGCGCCAUCGCGCCCAGCUUCUCGACCACCUACUACAUGGUGUUCGUGGAGGCGCUGGCGGGGGCGCCGUCCUACUGGGUGGUCACCCUGCUGGUGUCCGCCGCCUCCCUCGUCCCCUACUUCACCUACGCCGUCGUCAAGUCGUGGUUCUUCCCGGACUACCACAACAGGAUCCAGUGGCUGCGGCACAGGGAGAGGGCCAAGGCCCACCCGGACCCGGAGACCAGCGCCGACGUGGAGCUCAGCCAGGUCCUGCGCCAGUUCUCCGUCCGCUCCACCGGCGUCGGCGUGUCGGCCCGGCGCGAUGCCACGGCCGUGCUCCGUCGCCUCAACAGCACGACGCAGCGUGCGGACUAUUCGCAGUCACCACCCACCCCAGGUGUCGCAGUCGUCGUCGCAGCAGAUCGAUGAGCGAAAGCAUUCGUUAGAGUCUAUACAUACAAACAUAGAUGUAAAUACAGUAGUACACACUACACAGGAGGAAGGAAAAACAUGCAAGCUAGUGUCAACUCAACAACUAGCAUGAGGGCCAGUUUUUUUUUUUUUUUUUGAAGUAGCUACAAAUGAUGUACAUUAUUUGGAAGGAAAAGGAUGGAUGGGGCCAUGGGGGGAGGGAUAAAGUUUUAGUUUCAUUCUUUAGUUUUUUUUCUUCCUUUGAUUAAACACAGGACUUGCUCUUUCUUCAUGGAUCUCAAGGAUCCAGAUAUUUCAGGUUUUUCAGGAUAUUAGUGGAUCUUUCUGUGCAUUAUUGGGACGGUGUGUGAACCA
Molecule: messenger RNA, 4662 nt
Organism: Zea mays
Lineage: Eukaryota; Viridiplantae; Streptophyta; Magnoliopsida; Poales; Poaceae
Product: phospholipid-transporting ATPase 10
Exons: 9
Coding region: 481-4305 (1274 amino acids)
Biological process (GO): phospholipid translocation
Cellular component (GO): plasma membrane
Molecular function (GO): ATP hydrolysis activity; magnesium ion binding; ATP binding
Source: RefSeq, a predicted model, not a curated record